Molecule: messenger RNA, 2669 nt
Organism: Panicum virgatum (switchgrass)
Lineage: Eukaryota; Viridiplantae; Streptophyta; Magnoliopsida; Poales; Poaceae
Product: probable serine/threonine-protein kinase WNK3
Exons: 5
Coding region: 348-2093 (581 amino acids)
Biological process (GO): protein phosphorylation; intracellular signal transduction
Cellular component (GO): cytoplasm
Molecular function (GO): protein serine/threonine kinase activity; ATP binding
Source: RefSeq, a predicted model, not a curated record
GCCCCACCGGCUGGCCGGCCAAAAUCUUCCUCUCGCCCUCGUCACCGUUGCUAAUCGCUCUCUGACACUCUUGCCCUGCUGAUACAUUUAAGCCCCGCGACAGAGGGGGAGGCGCCUCCACUGAGAUGAACCCCUCGCGCGGCCGCGCCCUCGAGAUCCCGCACCGAAUGCCACGUCGGCAGCUUUGGUCUCCUCGGCCGUACGGCACCAGGGAAAAUAUUUCUUGAGAUGGAUGCUGGUUGGGAGCUGCGAUGAAUGCGGGCGGUCGGUGAGGUGCUUGGGGGAGUGGGAGCGCGGCUUCUUGCUCCGUUGCUCGUGUGUGAUUUGGAGGAGUAGGGAAGAGGAGGAUGAUGGGAGCUCUGCAGGUGCAGAGCAAUGGCGGCGACGGUGGUGGUGGGGGUCUCUUCGCUGAGGACCCGGGGUACGUGGAGGUUGAUCCCACGGGGAGGUAUGGCAGGUACAACGAGAUUCUCGGCAAGGGAUCCUCCAAGACCGUGUACCGGGCCUUCGACGAGCAGCGGGGCAUGGAGGUGGCGUGGAACCGGGUGCAGGUGCACGACUUCCUUCGGAGCCCCGGCGAGCUGGAGCGCCUCUACGGCGAGAUCCACCUGCUCCGGUCGCUCCGCCACCGCGCCGUCAUGCGCCUCCACGCGUCCUGGGUCGACGCCCCGCGCCGCGCCGUCAACUUCGUCACCGAGCUCUUCACCUCCGGCACGCUCCGCCAGUACCGGCGGCGCCACCGCCGCGCGCGCCCCGCCGCCGUCCGCCGCUGGUGCCGCCAGCUCCUCGACGGCCUCGCCUACCUCCACGCCCGCGGCGUCAUCCACCGCGACCUCAAGUGCGACAACAUCUUCGUCAACGGCAGCCAGGGCCAGGUCAAGAUCGGCGACCUCGGCCUCGCCGCCGUCCGCCGCCGCGCCUCCCCCCCUUAUUACGCCGCCCACUGCGUCGGCACGCCCGAGUUCAUGGCGCCGGAGGUCUACGCCGAGGACUACGACGAGCUCGCCGACGUCUACUCCUUCGGCAUGUGCGUCCUCGAGAUGAUCACCCUCGAGUACCCUUACAGCGAGUGCUCCCACCCCGUCCAGAUCUACAAGAAAGUCACCUCCGGGAUAAAGCCGGCGGCUUUGUACAAGGUGACGGACCCCGCGGCGCGGCGGUUCAUCGACAGGUGCCUGGCGCCGGCGUCGCGGCGGCCGACGGCGGUGGAGCUGCUCAGCGACCCUUUCCUGCAGGUUGAAGACGACGGGUUUUGCAUCGGAGAAGAAGGCGGCGAUUACAGCGCGAUGUACGAUUACCUCCACCAGCCAGCCUGCUUGGACCACCACCACCAUCACGCCGGCGGCAGCAACGGCUCCUCGGCGAGCAACGGGGCGUCCAACGGCGGCGGCGGCGGCGGCGGCGAUUACGGUGACCGGUGGGACUACUCCGAGGACGACGACGACGGGAGCCUGCUCCGUGGCAUUGACCAGCUGUUCAACGAGAACGAGGACGAGCACGUUGCUGGGGUGGACAUCACCAUCAAGGGGAAGAGGAUGGAGGACGGCAGCAUCUUCCUCCGGCUACGCAUCGCCGACAAAGACGGCACAGGGAGGGUCCGGAACAUCUACUUCCCCUUCGACGCCGACGCGGACACGGCGCUGAGCGUGGCCACGGAGAUGGUGGCGGAGCUGGACAUCACGGACCACGAGGUAACCCACAUCGCCGAGAUGAUCGACGGCGAGGUCGGCGCGCUGCUGCCGCACUGGACGCCAGGUCCCGGCAUGGACGACGACGACGACGCCCCGCCUGACGCGUCGAACGCUCCCUGCUGCAAGAACUGCAGGUACAGCGCCGCGUCCUCCGGCGGCGGGUCGUCGUCGUCGUCGCUCGACGACUACAUGUCCGCGGCGGCGCGGCGCGGCUGCCGGUGCGCGGAGAUGCACGGCCGGUUCGAGGAGAUCACGUUCCAGGCCGACGAGGAGCAGGUGCAGUUCCAGAGUUCAGGGUGCAGCUCCGAUGAUGGAGGUGGCCAGGCUGACGACGGCAAGAAGCUCAUGGGCAUCAAUGGCGCGGCACAGGGCGACGCUACUGAAUGUUCAGACCAGCCAUGAUUUGGUUCGUCACAGGAGCAGAUACUAUUGCCUGAUCACUAUGAUCACAGCAAGAUCGAGCCAUCCCAUGGCGAUUCAAAGAGCAAUUUUCGCGUGUCGGUGUGGGAUACUGGGAUCAGAGCACCGAUCUGCUUGCUAAGAGGGAAAAUUGUACAUGUCGGUGCCGGCACCGUGAUCAUGGAGCUCAGAGGGCUGGCCUUUGUGAUGAGGAUGGUUGACAGCAGCCUUGAUCAAUCAGCAGUUCACAGGGCAAAGUCUCUCUGUCAGAGGCUCAGAGCUGUAUUGCUUACCGACAGCUUGCAAGAACAAAAUCUGUACUGAUGAGCAAUGGUGUUGAUGUGCCAUUCGAACUGCAUAAAUCUACAGUUUCUGGAUUCGUUUUGUUGGUUUUCCUGUCUCAAAGAUCAGGCGGAUUCGAUACGCAAGAAACUGAGAUGUGAUCAGGGUAGUCUGAGCUGCAUGUAAAUAAACUUUUGAAAGUUUUAGAAAGGUUGCAAACCUAUGGAAAGGUGUAGUUUGUUGAAGUUUGAACAGACAGAUGCUUCACUAAACUGAAACUAGCCUUUUUCAUUCUAA